UUGAAGAAUUAAGAAAAAAAAGCUAUUUGAUUGAAGAUAAUAUUGUUAGAUCAGAACCAAAUGAAAUCGAAUUAAUUGAAGAAAAUAAUAACAAUAUAAAUGAUUUUUCGUCUAAUAGUUCAUUGAAUACAGAUAACAUCAAUAUAGAUUAUAUGGAUGAAAUUGACAAUUUAGAGAUAAACAAUAAUAUAAAUAAUUUGGAUAGUAUUGAUGAUAUAUACAGUAUGGAUUAUGUAGACAGUACAAAUAAUAUGGAUAGCGAUAAAUAA
Messenger RNA from Cetraspora pellucida, 269 nucleotides. Lineage: Eukaryota; Fungi; Glomeromycota; Glomeromycetes; Diversisporales; Gigasporaceae. The record is from the annotation of a GenBank genome assembly.